Messenger RNA from Aspergillus tanneri, 1326 nucleotides. RefSeq names its product putative transcription factor TFIIE complex alpha subunit. The coding region runs from base 1 to 1326 and encodes 441 amino acids. Lineage: Eukaryota; Fungi; Ascomycota; Eurotiomycetes; Eurotiales; Aspergillaceae. Gene Ontology annotation, biological process: transcription initiation at RNA polymerase II promoter; transcription open complex formation at RNA polymerase II promoter. The record is from RefSeq and is a predicted model, not a curated record. The transcript has 3 exons. Gene Ontology annotation, cellular component: transcription factor TFIIE complex.
AUGGAUCUCGCGAAUACUCUGAUCCGCACCGUAGCGCGCGCCUUCUAUGAGACACGCCACAUCCUGGUCGUGGAUGCGCUUUUUAUCCACUCCGUUCUCCACGCCGAAGACCUCGCUUUCCUCUUGGGAAUGCAACAGAAAGACCUCCGAAAGUUAUGCGCCAAGUUGCGCGAGGAUCGCCUGAUCUCGGUAAAUACCCGAGCCGAGAUUCGAGAUGGAUCGACUCGUCCCGUCAACCGCGAAUACUAUUACGUCCCUCUACAUCCCGUUAUCGACGCCAUCAAGUUCAAAGUCUCCAGGUUAACAUCAACGAUCAAAGCCCAAUAUACCCCCAGCGAGGAGAGAAAGGAGUAUAUCUGCCUGCGAUGUGGAGCGGAGUGGACGGAGCUGGAUGUUCUAAGUCUGUACUCGGACGAAGGGUUCGAAUGCCAGAACUGUGGCGCUAUCCUGGAACGCACUGAAGAUGUGAAAGGAACCGAGGGGAUCGACCGCACAGGCCACGAGAAAAACAGCAAGCUCAUGGCCCAGCUGGACACGAUGUUGAAACUACUCAAGCAGAUCGACUCCGUUGAAAUCCCUCCGAAUGAUUUUGACACCGCCUGGGACCAUAAGGUUGACGUCGUUCGGAAUCAGGCGAUCAACCCAACCAGGGCUGCUAUCGUGGUUCCAUCCAAACAACAGGAAGCCGUCCGUGGCAACAUCAAAACCGACACCGCCGCCCUCGAGAUCUCCCUUACGUCCACGGAGGAGAAGAGUGCCGCCGAACAGGCAGAGGAGGCGGCACGAAAGGCCGCCUUGGAGAAGCAGAACGCUCUGCCCGUGUGGCACACCCACUCGACAGUUUCCACAACGGCUGGUAAUCUCAAUCGCAUCAAGAACGAACCGGGCAUCAGAGUCAAGCCGGAAAUAAAGGAGGAGGAGGAGGAUCAGAAGCCUGUGAUCGACGCUCUAGACGACAAACUCGCCGCUUACUACGCCGAAAUGGAGCGGGAGAGAGCUCUCCAAGCCCAGGAGGAUGUUAGCAGUGCGGAUGAAGACUCGGAUGAGUUUGAUGAAUUUGAAGAUGUGGGCGGUGUUUCGGCGAGUGAUACUACGUCCCCUACCGUCGGCGCCAACGAUGGUCCUACCAGUGCUCCAGCAUCUGCGAUGUUGUCUGGGAUCAAGCGUGAACUGGAAGCAGACUCUGGUACCAGUGAGCCUCAGACCUCCACAGCGACUCCGUCCACUGCGGCCGAUGAGGGCCUCGCAGCGAAAAGGAUCAAGGUGGAACCCGACAUCAAGAAAGAAGAGUCAGAUGAGGAUGAAGAGGAGUUCGAGGAUGUUUGA